This is a messenger RNA of Aspergillus vadensis CBS 113365, 819 nucleotides long. RefSeq names its product Bax inhibitor-1 family protein. The transcript has 3 exons. Gene Ontology annotation, cellular component: membrane. NCBI's taxonomy places the organism in Eukaryota, Fungi, Ascomycota, Eurotiomycetes, Eurotiales, Aspergillaceae. The record is from RefSeq and is a predicted model, not a curated record. Bases 1 to 819 code for a protein of 272 amino acids.
AUGGCAGCUAACACCAGAUACGAGCCUGCUCCGCAGCGCGACUCCUUCGAGGAGCGCGCCUAUCCCCAACCCCCGCCGUCUUAUCAGGCAACGGCCGACUACUCGCAAGCAGCGCCACGCAGCGAGGACGACAAUGUUCCUGACGAUUUCAAGUUCGGCGGCACCGUCGCGGAGGGCACCUUGCCCAUCCGUAUGCAGUUCAUCCGGAAGGUCUAUUCCAUCUUAACGGCCCAACUCCUCCUCACCACCAUCCUCAGCUCCAUCUCCUUCUUCUCCCCCAGCUACCGCCUCUGGAUCCAAUCCAACUUCUGGCUCAUGAUGGUCUCCGUCUUUGGCGCCCUAGGCUUCAUGCUCGUCACCUACUGGAAGCGCAAAUCCUACCCGGCAAACCUCCUCUUCCUAUCCGGAUUCACCCUCCUUGAAGCCUACUCCAUCAGCGUCGUGACCUCCUUCUACGACGCCCGGCUCGUCAUCCAAGCCCUCAUUCUCACCCUCGGUCUCUUCGUCGCUCUCACCCUCUUCGCCUGCCAGACCAAGUACGACUUUACUAACUGGAUGCCCUACCUCUUCGGUGGCCUGUGGUUCCUGAUCUUGUUUGGCUUCGUGGCUGUGUUUUUCCCUGCCAAUAGCACUGUCGAGCUGAUUUAUGGGGGUCUUGCGGCGCUGAUUUUCUCGGCGUAUAUUCUUGUUGAUACACAGUUGGUGAUGAGGCAUUAUCAUGUUGAGGAGGAGAUUGCCGCCAGCAUUUCGCUGUAUUUGGAUAUCUUGAAUCUGUUUUUGGCGAUCUUGAGGAUUCUGAAUAGUCAGAAUAAUAACUAG